AUGUUUUGGGGCUCCUGCCAGAUUGUUUCAACAAAGCGCUCUUCGUUCGGUGGUGGGGCCCAUGCUUCUGUAGCAGGAGCAGGAGCAGUUGGCGCUUUUUUACGUUAUAAAAUUGGAUAUCAUACGACAGCGCAGUUAUCGAGAAAGGAUAAAAGCUUAGCGAUUACCACAUGUCAUAGGAAGAAAAAUAAUAAAAUGCGAAAUGGCAGACAGGAUCAUGAAAUGAAAAAGUUAAACGAAAAAACUGAGAAUAAAAUGAACGAAUUAGGAAAAGUAUUUAUGGAUUUUUUACCAGCUAUUACAUCACUAUUUGAAAUGGUAGUAUCAACAGCGUUGUCUCAGUCAAAUGUUAAGACAGAAAUGAAACAACAGCUGAUAAAUGAUUAUACUGAAAAACUGAAAAUGAUCACGCAACCAAUAUUAGCGAUAUUAAAAUCCUUCGCAGAGCGGAUCCACCGAAGUCCAGAUUUUGGCAAAAAUAACAGUAACGAUACGGGUAUUCUAGUUUAG
Messenger RNA from Didymodactylos carnosus, 510 nucleotides. Lineage: Eukaryota; Metazoa; Rotifera; Eurotatoria; Philodinida; Philodinidae. The record is from the annotation of a GenBank genome assembly.